This is a messenger RNA of Naegleria lovaniensis, 654 nucleotides long. RefSeq lists its product as uncharacterized. The coding region runs from base 1 to 654 and encodes 217 amino acids. The record is from RefSeq and is a predicted model, not a curated record. Lineage: Eukaryota; Heterolobosea; Eutetramitea; Acrasida; Naegleriidae. The transcript has a single exon.
AUGAGCAAAAACGAAGCGGAAAUACCCUCCAACCCUCAACAACAGCAAGAACCUACAUCAUCACAGCAAGGAAUAAGAAUUCCUGCAAAUAGUCUGAAAGAUCUACUGAAAAGUGAAUAUUCUGAAGUAACCCGAGAGGCUAUACAAAAAAAGUACCAAGAACAGGCAGGAAAUUUACCACUCAAAGCCAGAGUGGAGGCUAAAAUUCAAGGUUUUUAUGGCGGCGACAUUGGACCUCAGGCUCUAAAUACUUUGAGAAAAGGAGCUCACGAGCAAGCCCAUAAACGAGGAUGGACUCCACUUCAAAAAAGAAUUACUUUGCUAUUCGGAUCUUUUAUACUUGGGCAAUUGUUUUAUUUCGGAGGAAGAUAUAUUUUCAACAAUUUUAUUUCAUCAAACAAACAAAUGACCAAUCAGUCGAGUUUCUAUUAUGGACGAGAUGUUAAUGAAUUUAAUUCAGAGGUUGAAAAGUUAACGGCUAAAAUGAUACACGACUACAAAAACUUCAAAGGUUCUGAAGAUGUAACACCAGAGGAAUACAAGAUGAUUGAACGAGAUGCACUGAAUAGAAUAUCUUUGAAGUAUGCACAACAACGUGAAAUUCUUGGCUCGUAUUCACAAACGCCCUCUUCCUCAAAAUACGUACCUCGUUAG